CGGCGCGCCGUCAUCAUGACGCGGCAUCUGUCCGACCGUCCGUCUGUUGCGGGCGCGGCGUGUCCGGCCCGGGGUCGCGGUCCGCCGGGGAGGGGCGGGCGGGGGCGGAGACUGGGCGGGCGGGGCGGGCGGGGGCGCCGCCGGGGGGGCGUGUGCGGGGGGCAGCGCCGCUAUCACAGUCGCUCAGCUGCGCCCCGGAACCGCGGCCGCCUCCAGCUCCCGCCCGGCCGCAGUGUCUGCCCGCCACCCACCGUGACCCUGCCAGCCAUGAGGCCCCCCCUGGGCGCCCUGCUCCUGGCUCUGCUCCUGGGAGCUGGCACAGGGGCCAGGGGCCUGGAGGACCCCGAGCUGCUGGUCACGGUGCGUGGGGGCCAGCUGCGGGGCACCCGCCUCAUGACCCCCGGGGGCCCUGUCUCUGCCUUCCUGGGGAUCCCCUUCGCUGAGCCGCCAGUGGGCCCCCGGCGCUUCCUGCCCCCGGAGCCCAAGCGGCCCUGGGCGGGGGUGCUGGAUGCCACGGCCUUCCAGAAGGUCUGUUACCAGUAUGUGGACACCCUGUACCCUGGCUUCGAGGGUGCGGAGAUGUGGAACCCCAACCGGGAGCUGAGCGAGGACUGCCUGUACCUCAACGUGUGGACACCACACCCACGGCCCCGGGCCCCCGCGCCAGUGCUGGUGUGGAUCUACGGGGGCGGCUUCUAUAGCGGGGCCUCCUCCCUGGACGUGUACGACGGCCGCUUCCUGGCGCAGACCCAGGGCGCCGUGCUCGUGUCCAUGAACUACCGCGUCGGGGCCUUCGGCUUCCUGGUUCUGCCAGGCAGCCGCGAGGCCCCAGGCAACGUGGGGCUGCUGGACCAGAGGCUGGCCCUGCAGUGGGUGCAGGACAAUGUGGUGGCCUUCGGGGGGGACCCCACCUCUGUUACACUGUUCGGGGAGAGCGCCGGUGCCGCCUCGGUGGGCCUGCACCUGCUGUCGGCGCCCAGCCGAGGACUGUUCCGCCGGGCGGUGCUGCAGAGCGGAGCCCCCGGGGCGCCCUGGGCCACAGUGGGUCUGGGGGAGGCCCGGCGCAGGGCCACACUGCUGGCCCGCCUGGUGGGCUGUCCCCCGGGGGGUGCGGGGGCCAACGACACGGAGCUGGCAGCUUGCCUGCGGGCGCGGCCGGCACGGGACCUGGUGGACCACGAGUGGCACGUGCUGCCCCAGGAGAGUGUCUUCCGCUUCUCGUUCGUGCCCGUGGUGGACGGGGACUUCCUCAGCGACACGCCCGAGGCCCUGGUGGAGGCCGGCGACUUCAGAGGCCUGCAGGUGCUGGUGGGCGUGGUGAAGGACGAGGGCUCCUACUUCCUGAUCUACGGGGCCCCCGGCUUCAGCAAGGACAACGAGUCUCUCAUCAGCCGGCCACAGUUCCUGUCCGGGGUGCGGGUAGGGGUGCCCCAGGCAAGUGACCUUGCCGCGGAGGCUGUGGUCCUGCAGUACACAGACUGGCUGCACCCCGAGGACCCCAGGCUCUUGCGGGACGCCAUGAGCGAGGUGGUGGGCGACCACAACGUCGUGUGUCCUGUGGCCCAGCUGGCCGGGCGGCUGGCCGCCAGGGGCGCCCAGGUGUACGCCUACCACUUCGAGCACCGUGCGUCCACACUGCCCUGGCCCCAGUGGAUGGGGGUGCCCCACGGGUACGAGAUCGAGUUCGUCUUCGGGCUGCCCCUGGACCCCAGGCUGAACUACACGCUGGAGGAGAGGGCCUUCACCCAGCGCGUGAUGAGAUACUGGACCAACUUCGCCCGCACGGGGAACCCCACAAACCCUCCGGACCCCAAGGGCCCGCAGUGGCCACGGUACUCAGCCGAGGCACAGCAGUACGUGAGCCUGAACCUGCAGCCCCUGGAGGUGCGGCGCGGGCUUCACGCCCAGGCCUGCGCCUUCUGGAACCGCUUCCUGCCCAAGCUGCUCAGCGCCACCGACACCCUGGACGAGGCGGAGCGCCAGUGGAAGGCGGAGUUCCACCGCUGGAGCUCCUACAUGGUGCACUGGAAGAACCAGUUCGACCAUUACAGCAAGCAGGACCGCUGCUCGGACCUGUGAGGCCGCUCCCUCCCUGCCCUGGGGGGCACAGCCGGCCCCGCCCCGGGCUCCGCCAUCUGCAUGCCUCGGCGAGCCCCUCCCGCGGUGCCUUCGCCCCUCCGGGCUGCCAAUAAACUGUUACAGCCAA
This is a messenger RNA of Erinaceus europaeus (western European hedgehog), 2206 nucleotides long. RefSeq names its product acetylcholinesterase (Cartwright blood group) (gene ACHE). Gene Ontology annotation, biological process: choline metabolic process; acetylcholine catabolic process. The record is from RefSeq and is a predicted model, not a curated record. Gene Ontology annotation, molecular function: acetylcholinesterase activity. The transcript is spliced from 5 exons. Lineage: Eukaryota; Metazoa; Chordata; Mammalia; Eulipotyphla; Erinaceidae. Gene Ontology annotation, cellular component: plasma membrane. Bases 16 to 2079 code for a protein of 687 amino acids.